Lactuca saligna is the source of this 1264-nucleotide messenger RNA. NCBI's taxonomy places the organism in Eukaryota, Viridiplantae, Streptophyta, Magnoliopsida, Asterales, Asteraceae. The record is from the annotation of a GenBank genome assembly.
GCCACUACUUUUGCUCAAUGUCUGGUUCCUCGUCAGCUCUUACGAGUUAGGUCCAUGUCGAACAGCAGACUCACCAGUCACGAGUCACGACGCACGACGCACGACGCACGACUAGUCAGUGGCCACCUUCGUCUUGGACUCUUAUCCACGAAAACUUGUCUCCUAGUCCUAACAGCUAGAGCCCAGCCAGGCCCACGUUGGAAUAUUUUGCACUAAUGUCUCUUCGAGUUUCUUCAACAGCUACAGGAACCUACGAGGCUAGUACCGGCUACACAUAACGUUGGAAUUUUUUGCAAUAAUCCUUCCUUCAUAGCUUCAUUCGGCACAUAAAUAUUAGUGUUAGUCGCUUAACCCUAAUCCUCCAUUCCUGCAUUGCGAUCUACAAUGCAUCUCUUGUCGUUCCUGUUAUCGUCUUACUGGAUUUGUGCAGGCAUGUUGAAUUAUGUUGAUAAUACUGGGGUUGGAUUUUGAAGUAUCUUUCCAAGUAGGAGUGUAAGAAUUCAUGUAGGCCUGUUGGUUUGAUACCUUGAUGGACCAAUUGACAAUUGAAAAUGGAGCUGAAAAUGAUAUCCAACAACUACCUGCAAGCAAUGAUGAGUUUGGAGGUGUGAUGGUAGAGAUGAAGGAGCAUAUGGUCUCAGAUGUCUUUCGUACUCUGCUUAAAAGUUCAAUGGCGCAUUGGAGAUCACAGGGCAAGAAGGGUGUUUGGAUUAAACUGCCAAUUGAGCUAUCGAAUCUUGUGGAGACUGCAGUUAAGGAGGGUUUUGUGUACCACCAUGCUGAACCCAAGUACCUGAUGCUCCUUUACUGGAUUCCUAAAACUAUAAAUCCAAUCCCUGCAAAUGCUUCACAUAUAGCACGUGUUGGAGCUAUUGUCUUAAAUGAUAGGCGAGAGAUGCUUGUUGUCCAGGAGAAGAUGGGGCAACUACGAGGCGUUUGGAAGGUCUCUACUGGAAUUAUUCAUGAGGGUGAGGAUAUUUCUGUAGGGGUGGUUAGAGAGGUCAAAGAAGAAACAGGAAUCGAUACAGAGUUUGUUGAAGUACUAGCAUUCAGUCAAGAGCACAAUGUAUUCUUUGGGAAAUCAGAACUAUUUUUCAUGUGCAUGAUGCGUCCAUUAUCGUAUGACAUCCUCGUUCAAGAAACAGAAAUUGAGGCAGCCAAGGUACUACUUGUACACACUACAUCUAACUCCCUCUUCAAACCACCAAAGGCUAUUCAGUGUCUUAUAAAGGAAAGGAUAAAAGUGAAAAUAAAUAAAAAAUGA